Molecule: messenger RNA, 3298 nt
Organism: Pocillopora verrucosa
Lineage: Eukaryota; Metazoa; Cnidaria; Anthozoa; Scleractinia; Pocilloporidae
Product: protein phosphatase inhibitor 2-like
Biological process (GO): regulation of signal transduction
Molecular function (GO): protein phosphatase inhibitor activity
Source: RefSeq, a predicted model, not a curated record
CCGAACGUUGGGCCAUAUCCGGCAAAAGUCUGGGUCAGAGUCACAAUUUGUUAGCGGAGAAAUAGUUGAAUAUGGAGGAGGACGCCAAUCAACCUAAAAAAGGCAUUUUGAGGAACAAGUCUGAAGAUAAACACCACUCAGGUAUUCAUUGGGAUGAAAUGAAUAUUUUGAUGACACAUCAUCCCCCAGAUAAAGACUAUGGCCAUAUGAAGAUCAAUGAACCUCCGACGCCAUACAGUAAAUGGAAAGAUCCAGGUGAUGAUGAAGGUGAAGGGACAGCAGAUCCCUUUUCUGAUGAUGAAGCUGAUCCACAAAAGUUAGAUCCAGAAAACUUACAUGACAGGAUCAAAGAUGCUCCAAAGAGAGGCUCCUGGGAUGAAAAUGCAGACAAUGAUGAUGAUGAUGAUGAUGAUGAUAUUGACGAGGAUUUAUCAGAAAGUCAGAAAGAACAUAAAAAAGCAUUUAAAGACAAGAGAAGGGUACACUAUAAUGAAUAUUCUAAAGUUAAACUUGCAAGGAAACUUAUAGAGCAAGAGUUAAAAGAUCUAGAAGAUGACAAUGAUGGUUCAUUAGACUCAGCAAAGGAAGGAUCAAGUUCAACAGAUGCUUGUGCAGCUGAUACUCAGAUGGAUGAGACAUAGGACCAUAUUGAUUGUUGCUCAAGUCUAAAUGACGUAGUCUUGUAAUAUUGUACAACUAGCAAGAAAAUGUUGACAGAUUGUAACUGUAAACUGUACAGAUAGCAAACAGCAGCAAGAAUAAGAUUAUAUGAAAAAAAAUAUUUGAUUGUAGGUAUAUCAUAGCUUAAUUUACAGAACAACAGAAGAUUCCAUGUUUACGAGUGUCUUGGCAGAAAUAAAGAAAAAUAAGGAAAAACUUGAGGCAAGAAUAAUUUGUAAGUGUUUGAUGCACAUUGUACCUUUGAUACAAAGUUAUAAAUUAUUGCCCAUAUAGUAAAAAUCUUUUUAGUGGCCUGCACAGGAGGUGCGCUUUUUAACUGGUGUUAGAGGUAAACUUAUCCUUGCUUGAGCCAGAAGUCACAUCACUGAUACAGAAGUCAUAGAUAUGGCUGUUUUUCUCUGUUUAACCUUUUAACUCUCAAGAUCUGAUUUAGAAUUCUCCCAUUUAGCUGCAACACAUUUCCUUGUGACUUAGUUACAAGAAUUAGGUGUUAGAUCAAGAUAACUGCUUCUAUCCCGUAACUUAGUAUUUUCAUCACAUAGCUGUGUACUGGAUAAUGUAUAGAUAUUGUAUAGGGAGAAGUUACAUGUUAAUCACUACUUCUGGGCAUUUAAGGGUUAACAUUUUACAUGCAUUCUCACCAGGCAACAGCUUUGUUAGCUGAUUAUUCUUAAGAUUUACAAAGGGAAAUAUUUUAAUCCUAAUUUAUUGUGAUUCCCUCAAAUACAAAACUAAGUUAAAUUUUCAGAUUAACAGUGCAAAGUUCUGUCAAUCCUUAUGUUCCCAAGAUCUCAAAGUUUCUUUUUGUGACAAACAUCACACACUCCUUUAAAAGUCAAUCUUUAGAAUUUAAUGUACUAACAGGAAAUUUUAUUGUGCACAAAAAUUAGAGUUUUUUUCAGAAUUAUAGAUUAUAAAUGAACUUUUUUUACUUUAGAUUUAGAGUGGUUGAUUUAACACUUCAACUCUAGCUUUGAUUAUCAUUUUCUUAUCUUUUUAUGGAAAAUGUAUUUCUCAAGAUGCUUCUUUGCACCUUUGGGAGUGUGAAUAACUGAAAUGAUAAACACAAGCUAACAAAGUUACUUAAAACAAUGGAAUAGUCCCAAGUUUUUUUUUAUUAUUGUGACCACCUCCAUUUUCUUCGAUAAAUUCCACAAAUUUUUUCAAUGCACUUUGUGCUGUGAGGCAGAACGACAGUGAUGGUAUUAAAUAGGCAGUAUAUUUACUCCAUAAACACCUAGCUCCAGUUGUUGGAUAAUGCUAUCCAAUGGAUAAAUUCCCUUCUUCCUCAAAAAAAAAAUAACAGGUGAACAAAAGAAAAUUAAGUUACUACGUAAUGCAAGAUCUUUGUGCAAGUUGCAGUAUAAAGCUCUGAGACUUCCAGAUUGACUACAAAAAUAGCACUUAAACCUUCUUUGCACUGAACAUCAAAUUCAAUGUCCACAUAGAUUAGAUGUUAAACAAGAUAAUUCAUAAUGGCUCAGUUUUCCGAGAUGCAUGUGUAAAUUGGGUCUUCCUCAAAUCAAUCAGUUUACAUGACCUUUAUCCUCAAGUUGACAAAAGUAAACUUUGAGAUAACAAAUCUCUCCAAAAUUUCACUGCCCUCCCUCAUAGUGUGAUAAUUUGUUAUUAUAAAAGUACAAUGCCACAAAAUAAAUAUCUAAUCCUCCAGUAGCUAUAGAAUUUGUAAGAUAUGACCAUGAAACAGCUCAAUAUUGCCACUAUGGACUAAAACCACCUAGUGGAAUUAUCCAUCAUAAUUUCUUUGCUUACAAGAAUUGAUUCACUGCCCUCCCUCCUGGUAUAAUAAUUUGUUAUUACAAAAGUAUAAUGCCACAAAAUAAAUAUGAAGUCCUCCAGUAGCUAGAGAAUUUGUAAGAUAUGACCGUGAAAUAGCCCAAUAUUGCCACUACCAACUAAAACCUCUUAGUGGAAUUAUUCAUCAUAAUUUCUUUGCUUACAAGAAUUGAUUCUAAAUUGUUAUAUGAUAAUCUUAAUCAGACACAUGAUUCUCACUUAUGAUGGAGGACAGAUACAUAGAUGAUGUCACCAUCAACAACAUUUUACUGUUUUAUCAUGUUGCUGUACGUCUGUAUAGUAAUAGAUUGCAGAAAACAUCAAAAUACACUAAGAACAUUAUAUUCUCUAUACUGUUCUCUAUACAUUUCCUAAGGUGCUGACAAGGAUAGUUAGCUUAAUGAUUAAAGUUCUCCCCUAACUUGUGCGCUAUGCAUAUAAUGUAAAAGUUCAGGUUGUCAUUUAUUCAGUUUUGCUGCAAAUUGAUAUUAAAUAUUUUAUUGUUGGUAAUGGGAGAAAAUUAAGACUCAAUACCUGCCAAAUCUCAAAAGAAAGUGUUCCAAUUGAUAACUUUUAAAAGUUAACCUCACACAUUAAAUUUGAUUCAUUGUUUGUCAGUCUAAUGACAUGCAAAUUGAUGAGAAUCUUGUCACACAUUGCAUACUGCUCAAUUAAAUUACACCUUUCUUUUUUCCAACUUCAAUAAAAGCUUCAACACAACGAUCAAUCUCCUCUGUGCUGUGUGCAGCAGAGAUCUGAACCCGAAUCCUUGCUUGACCUAGGUAUAAUAUAAAUUUAGAACAAAAAUGUUAUUAAUAAA